Messenger RNA from Esox lucius (northern pike), 2349 nucleotides. RefSeq names its product ras association domain-containing protein 1. Gene Ontology annotation, biological process: Ras protein signal transduction. NCBI's taxonomy places the organism in Eukaryota, Metazoa, Chordata, Actinopteri, Esociformes, Esocidae. The record is from RefSeq and is a predicted model, not a curated record. Gene Ontology annotation, cellular component: nucleus; microtubule cytoskeleton. Bases 138 to 1265 code for a protein of 375 amino acids. The transcript has 7 exons.
UCGUAAUUACUUCUAUGGAAACUUCGUAAAAUUGAAGAACGUCGGAGACAAGGCAUCGCCCGCUUUUUGGGUGGAUGGCUGUUUUGGUGUGAAGUGCGGCCCUCUGUGAAGAAGGAACCGAAGCAGUGACUGACAUAAUGUCUUGGGGCGAGUUUAUUGAGCUACGUGAUUUAAGGCUGCAUGACCAUGAACAGAUCGAACUGACCAGCUGUGAGGUGCCUCGCUCACCACCUCGCUUGGAGCGGGCUAAUGCCCUGCGUAUCAGCCCGGGGAAGGUCCCAGAGCUACUCAGCCGAGUGGGAAUCAUUAGACUGCUGGGGGACAGCCUGGACUCUAGGCUCACAGAUGAGAGGGGAGAGGGGCAUGACUUUCAGCCCUGCAGCCAUGCCCAGCCCACCUGGUGUGACCUGUGUGGAGACUUCAUCUGGGGAGUGUACAAGCAGAGCCUGCGCUGUGCCAAUUGCAGAUUCACAUGUCACUACAGAUGUCGAGCUCUUAUCCAGCUUGAUUGCAGUUUGGAUCGUAGCUCCAUAGUUGAACAAACAUGUGUUUUGGUCGAACACACCAUAGAGACCGAUACAAAUGUGGAUGAACAGGUCGAAUCAGGGAAGCAGCAGGAGCUGUCAGUCGCAGAGAUACAGCAGAAGGUCAAGGAGUACAAUGCUCAAAUCAACAGCAACCUGUUCAUGAACCUAAACAAAGAUGGCUCCUACACUGGCUUCAUAAAGGUCCAGUUCAAGCUUGUACGGCCUGUGUCAGUUCCCCCACCAAGGAAGGGUACUGCAACACAGGAUAGUGUGUGCAAGAAAAGUGGAGUGAAGCGUCGCACCUCUUUCUACCUGCCCAAGGAUACUUCCAAACACCUACACAUCAGCUCCCGCACACGCGCUCGAGAGGUCAUCGAAGCUUUACUGAAGAAGUUCACCGUGGUGGACAACCCUGGCAAGUUUGCUUUGUUUGAGCGCACUGAGCGCCAUGGCCAAGUGUUCCUGCGUAAGCUGUCAGAUGAAGAGUGUCCCCUCCACCUGCGUCUGUGCGCUGGACCGAACGAGAAAACACUCAGUUUGGUAUUGAAGGAGAAUGAGACUGGAGAAGUCAACUGGGAUGCCUUCUCUAUGCCAGAGCUAAAGAACUUUCUCCGCAUGCUACAGCGUGAGGAGGAGGAGCAUGUCAAGCAGAUUAUGCAGCGCUAUGCUCUAGCACGCACCAGGAUGCAGGAGGCCCAAGCUGCCACUUCUGCCUCUGGUGGUUCCACACCAGGCUGAGAAACACCAGACCUGUGGGAUGACCUGCACACCUGGCUGACAACCAUCAGAAGAUGACCAGUCACUGCAUCCAAAGAUCCUAGUGAACACAACUCGACACCUCCCUCAAAGGAGGAGACUGAAAGAGCGAAUGAGAGCGAGAGGGCAAGCACGUGUGAGUGUGAGAGAGAUCAGAAGUGCCGUACACCUGGAGAGUCUGUUGUGCCUUUUUUUCUAGAGAGAGAAUGAGAGUUGAGAGCGACUAUGUGAAACUGUGGCUGAUGAGACUGGCUUUGUUCAGUACGUCCUCAUUAUGGGGCCGCCGUUUGGCUAUCCUGGGACAGCUGCCUGAUUUGUAAUGUUUAUCACUUGUAGUUCUUGCUAGCAGUAGGGCCUAUAGAUAAACAAUAUUUCUAAGACAUCAGUGUAAGGUUAAGCUUUUUGCUGCCAGUAACGCUGUUGUUAAUGUGUAAUGACAAAUAAACUUGAAUUUAGCCAAGUCAUAAGGCCCUGCAGUAAGGUACCUAUUAAACCUAAGGAAAUGUUUGAACAAAUUCAGGUUUUUUCUGCUUUAGUAUUUUCAGACCCUAUGCUAGUAACAUUAUCAAGUGAUGGGCAAUAUCAGUCAGGUUUCCAUUGGACUCCAAAGUCUCUGCCACAUACCUUCUGCAUAUCCGUCCUGGGGUGGAUGUUACUCUUUUUGCUGUCCCUUUAUGAGACUGAAUGGGUAUACCCCAUGUGUGGGGAGUACUGAGAAUGUCAAUUAAGAUGAAUUCCCAGGUCAAUUUAAUUGAUUAAGGAAUCAUCCUGAAACUGAAACACUUUGAACUGGAAGCUAAUGCUUUUUAUGGAAUGUUAUGUUUGUAUCGUUUUUUUCAUGUUCUUUGUUGGAUUCUCUUAUUAAAGCAACCACAAACUGAGUGGUGUGCUUGUUCUUGACUAUGCUCUUCAAUUUCACAUUCUCUGUUAAAAAAAAAUUAAAUAAUAAUGUGCACUGUUAAAAAUAAAUGUUUUUCACAAAAUGGUUAAGUUGUAUUGUUGUUGCGGUGGAGCGACAUGUUGUGUCGACUAAAUAAAGAAAUGUACACGUGUAACAUUAAACAUG